Messenger RNA from Stylophora pistillata, 2804 nucleotides. Its product is annotated as kelch-like protein 20. Gene Ontology annotation, molecular function: protein binding. NCBI's taxonomy places the organism in Eukaryota, Metazoa, Cnidaria, Anthozoa, Scleractinia, Pocilloporidae. The record is from RefSeq and is a predicted model, not a curated record.
UUAAAAAUAAGAAGAUGGCCUCCGUAGAGCUUUCGCAGGUGUAUGUGCCUGUAGCGAAUUACUGUGUCCAGAUGAUGAACUCUCUUAAUGAGUUUCGGAAACACAACAUCUUGUGCGAAGUGGUGAUCGUGGUAAAUGGCAAGCAGUUUUUCGCUCAUCGGAAUGUUUUAGCAGCGAGUAGUCCCUAUUUCCGGGCGAUGUUUUCUAGUAAUAUGCGAGAGCAUUUGGAAAACAAGCCAGUGAUUCUAGAAAACAUCACUGCGGAAAUAAUGGAUGAGUUGUUAAAUUUCAUCUACACCGGAAGCAUCAAGAUUACUCCUUUCAACGUGAAGGAUUUUGUUUCCGCUUCAAAUUAUCUCAUGAUGACGAACUUGAAGGAGACUUGUAUAUCAUUUAUGAAAGCCAUGCUAAAUCCCGCCAAUUGCUUGGGUAUCGAAGCUACUGCGUUUAAAUUCGAUUGCAGUGCUCUCAGAAGCACAGCUAGUCAAUAUGUCUACGAUAAUUUCGUUGCUGUUUCGCAAACGGAUGAAUUUAAAUUGCUCUCGGCUGACCGUUUAGCGGAGUAUCUCAGCAGUGAUGACAUUCGAGUCGAGCGCGAAGAACAAGUUUUCGAAUGUCUAAUGCAGUGGAUAAACCACGAUAUAGAAACGCGUAGAGGCUUUUUUAAACAACUUUCUCAACAUGUACGUUUUCCGCUUAUUUCCCCUUACUACUUAGCGGAUCAUGUGGAAACUGAAGAGAUCGUACUUUCAUCUCCUGAAUGCACAUCGUUGCUUCUAGAAGCAAAGAACUACCACAUGCUUCCUGAUCGGAGACAUCUGAUCAAAAGUUCUAGAACAAAACCUAGAAGAUCUAUGGGUGUAAUUUCAGUUAUAUUUGCUGCUGGAGGAAUUCAAGGAUCGACUGUUAUGAGAGACACUUUUGGGUUUUUCCCUGCAGCCAACAGAUGGAGUCCGUUAGCGCACAUGAUCAUAGCGCGAUGUAGACACGGACUGGCCGUCACUGGUGACAUGGUGUAUGCAGUUGGUGGCCAGUCACGGGAAGGUGCUGCUCAGAGUUCUCUGAACUCAGUGGAAAGAUAUGAUCCUAGAACAAACACAUGGACAAUGGUUGCACCCAUGAAUAUGAGGCGCAGUCUCCUCAAUGUUGCUGUACUUGAUGGAAAUAUGUAUGCUGUGGGUGGCUGUGAUGAGAGUAACUUCCGACUCAACAGUGUGGAACGAUACAAUCCAUCAACAAACACUUGGACAUUUACAGCUCCCAUGACCACUUGUCGAAGCAGUCCAUGUGUGUUAACAUGCCGUGUACUGUAUGUAAUCGGUGGAGUGAGCUAUGUGGGAAUGUCGCUUAACACUGGAGAGUAUCUUGACCCCAUGACAAAUACAUGGAGGGCAAUUGCCACUAUGCAUUACAAGCGAGCUAGUGCUUCAGGAGCAGCAACAAAUGGGAAGAUCUAUGUCAUUGGUGGCUGGGAUGGUUCUGUUCAUCUGAACAGUGGCGAGGUUUAUGAUCCCGAUAUAGACCAGUGGUCCUUGAUUGAACCUGCCAGCACUGCCAGAUGGGAUGCUGGGAUAGCUGUAGAGAGUGAAAAAAUCUACAUUGUUGGGGGAUGUGACAGGAAUGCACUUUGCACUUUGGAAACGGAGUGCUACAACCCUGAUAAAGACAGGUGGAGUAAGGUGGCAUCCCUGCCAGUUGCAACACAUGGAAUUAAGUGUUGUACCAUCCAGCUUCCUCAUAAAUUUGCGUAGCUAUCUCAGCAUGUGCAGUUUGUUGCUCAAUCCUGCAACUCCUAAGAUGUGAUCAGUAAUUUUCUCUCCAGGAAGCUGUAUGUUUCCUAAUAAAUUAGUUCCAACUAUUUGACAUUAUAUUAAGAUGGUACUUCUAGGAACAAAAGGGUUCAAAACUGCACAUGCACAGAACUAGGUAGACACAGGAUAUGAUAUAUUUCACUAAGGCAAAUUGCUAUCUCAGCAAUUACAAUUUGAUUGACCAGCCCAAAAGGUGUCAUUUUGUUGCAUUGUCAGGUGAGGGUAGGCAAGCGGUAGCUUAGUGCAAGGGGAGGGGCCCCUCUACUUUUCUCUUCCCUCCCUACCUCCCCUCUGAUUGGCUUUGUUCCCCUGCAAGAAAAAAUGCAUCUCUUCCGCCACGAGAAAUGCACCUGUGUGUGCAAAUUGUAUGAUACUGACCUGGGAAUUGGUCUUCAAUCUUGUUAUCAGGCCCAAGUCAACGUGUAAAUUUUUGUUACUGUUUAUAUUUUUAAAGUUAGGGGUAGUACAGUAUUCUUAGUGAUCAGUUCCUCGAUACUGUGCCAAUAUUGAUUGGAUAAAUUUAAUACUGUUUGCCUAUGGGAUUUUGAAGUCAGAUAUGAAUUGCACUUAGUUGUGGGACACAUGUUGUAAAUACUCAUUUCUUAUACCAUGUCCAUUGUACUGAAAAUGUGAAUAGCCUAUUGAGUUUAGAUCUUGUCUUAUAUUUUAAUCUCCACAGGAAUGUUAUUUACUAGAGAGAAUUGGCAUGUUUGGGGAACACAGUGUAACUGUGUUCGGUGAACAGUUUUAAUUUUAUUUUCAACAGAGAAGUAAUUCACUUACGGUUAGUUGUAUGAAAAAAGCCCAGAUACGGAUUUUUAGCAUAUUGAACAUUUUUUUCAAUGAUAAAUGGCAAUUUAAAGUGCUGACUCUUUUUGAUUUCAUAAGGCCUCAUUCAAUUUUAAUGCUUCACUUUCCCCAAAAAAUUUAUUUCAAUUAAAAGGUUAGAUAAAGAAAACUCAAUAAUAUUGUAUUUUGGGUGGGGAGUAAGGG